This is a messenger RNA of Stylonychia lemnae, 2184 nucleotides long. NCBI's taxonomy places the organism in Eukaryota, Ciliophora, Spirotrichea, Sporadotrichida, Oxytrichidae. The record is from the annotation of a GenBank genome assembly.
AUGAUUGCUGAGUAGUUAUUGAAAAGCAUAAUAUGCUUUUUGUUCAUCAUCAUGGCACUUUGCAGACUCUUUAAAAUUAGGCCAAUAGGAUUUUCAAAGACCACUGUUUUUUCUAAGUUAUUUCUCGCUAAAGUUUAUAUCUAAUAUACUUAGGCUGGAAUAACUCUGUUCAUUAUGAUAAUGCUCUUGCUUGAUCCCAUCUAUAAAGAUAGUGAUUACUACGAUAUUGUCAAGGAAAACAGGUAUUACAGUUUCUUACUGCUGAUAAAUGCUAUUGCUUGGAUUUUUGCAGCUAAGCUAAUGAGAUAUGAAUAUAGAAAAAGAUUAUCAGAGUACCUGCCUCACUGGAUAUUUUGGUCAUUGUUCUUUAUAGUUGAUACAACAUUCCUAUUUCUGAACUUCUAAAUUUAUGGGAACCUGCUGAAAGUUGUUGAUAUUGUUUUCUGGGUAAUGAAUUUGACAUUGAUUGUGAUGAUGUUCAUGACAAAGAGAAGGACUAAGAGCAACCCUAGACCUGAAGAAUCAAGCUUCCACAAAAAGAGCCGCACUAUGAAUAAUGAAAACAACUUUAUCCAAAUUAAAAUGAACAGAAAACUUAUCGUUGAAUAAUAGAAAGUAAUGUACGCUUUCUCAGUAAUAAUAAAUGAUGAGGAAAAGCAGGAAAUAAAGCUGCAAAAAUCCUAUGCUGAAUUCGUGGAACUAGAAUCUUAUGUAGUCGAUAUUAUAAAUCAUUACAAUCGUAGAAACAGCACCAAAUUUCCUCUCCUUAGUAAAUCUAACUGGAAUGGAAAUAAAAUACUUUAAAAAUCAAAAAGUAGUGGUCAAUACGAUUAAUAAAUCAUGAAUUCUGAUAAACUAUUCCUAAAGAGGAUUGAAGAUUUAGAAAGAUUCCUCAAAAAUUUAGUUUAGAGACAAGAAUUCUGGACUCCAAGAGUUUUUGAAUUUCUUGAGUUGCCUUAAAAGAUCCAAAUUUAAUUGCAGAAAGAGAAUAAUAAAUCAAAGUACAAAGAAUCAAACAAUAAAAGAAAACCAAGCUAUGCAACUAAGCAAUCAAAAGUAGAAAAUGGAAAGGAUACAUCUUAAGAUAGCUAAGCUUCUCAUGAAUCUUUAUAAGGAGAUGUUGACAAGUAUACAUUGAUCGAUGAUUACAUUCAACCAAAGGCUAGUUCAGUAGCCUUAAAUGGUAUAUCCGAGGAUUAAGAAGGGUACAGUCUUAAUCAACCAUUUAAAAUAAAAGUGUUGGAUUGGGUGAGAGCAUCUUAAAUGGGAGAAGAAUAUAUUGAAUACAGAAUGAGUAUCAGCUUUUUGGAAGGCCAGGAGAAAAGCUGGAUCAUUAAUAAGCGAUACAGUGACUUCAAAGAACUUGAUUAACUACUUUAGAAAGCGCUUUAGCCUAAGAUAUCGGCAGGCUCUAGUAUUGAGAUGCCUUAAAUCCCACCUAGAAUUACUAACUAGGAUAAGAUAUCUUUAGACAACAGAAAAGUUUAACUCUAGUAGUACAUUAAGAGAGUAUUCGAUUUGAAGGAUCUACCCCAGGUAGUAUUAGAGUUUAUAGAUUUUUACUAAAAUACUCAAAUGAACCUAAGAUCAAGUGUCUUAAAUACAAUUGACAGAAUCACUUCAGCUUCUGUUCUAAUUGAUUUUAACGAGGUCUUAAUUAUUGACGAGAAGGCCAAGACCUUCUACAUAUUAAAAGUUAUAAUAAAUGAAGGAAGAAAUUAGCAGGUCUACUAAAUAAAGAAGAGAUACAAGGAUUUUUAAAACUUCAAUCACUUUAUAUAUCAAACCUUUGUUAAUGACCCAGAUCUUCUCAAACUUAUACCUCAUUUCCCAUCAAAGAAGACUGAAAAUGGCUUAAUUUUAUCUGAUAAUGAUUUGCAGAAAUUGCUAGAGAAGUACAUCAAUUUAAUUUUAGACCAGCCAGAGUUCAAUAACCUUAUCUGCAUUAAAACAUUCCUAUCUCAAAGCAAUCUUUCAAGUUAGUAAUCCGAUAGUUAAUUGAAUGAGUCAAAUAUGAGCCCUCUUCCUAGUCCGAUGCAAAAUAUGGGACUUAUCAAUAGAAGUAUAGUUGGAUCAGAGCAAGGUGAAUUCCCCUUGUAAACUCAUCAUACUUUUAAGGUAAGACUUUUAAUUUAUCAAUUUAUUUUAGGGUAUAUAAAGGAUGGAAACAUCAGAACUUUAUGA